Molecule: messenger RNA, 1644 nt
Organism: Nematostella vectensis (starlet sea anemone)
Lineage: Eukaryota; Metazoa; Cnidaria; Anthozoa; Actiniaria; Edwardsiidae
Product: neuronal pentraxin-1
Exons: 2
Coding region: 124-684 (186 amino acids)
Source: RefSeq, a predicted model, not a curated record
GUCCCCUGUGGUUCUCAUCUAUACCCGAGUGGUCACAAUGAUAUCUUUUAAUCGUUAGGAAACUUAGUUGCGCUUUUCCCCAGCGUGUUUCAUUCAAGUGCGUUGAAGUACCACUCAGUGCGCAUGCCCAAAAGAUCCACUGCAUCUGCCUGGAUCAAGACCAAUUAUAGGACAGGCUCACAAUUCCAAACUAUCUUCAGCAUUGCCGCGCCCGGUGGUCCAGCGGAGGGAUUCGUCUUGUUUCUAUCAUCCUCCGUCAAGGUGAUAUUGAAUGGUGGAUUCCCCUGGAGGGAUGUUCCCAGAGAUGUGCGUGAUGGUAACUGGCACCACAUCGUGUUCACUUGGAGCGCGGCGGUAGGGGAAUGGAGAGUGUUUAUCGACGGGGCGUUAUCGGGCCAGGGAAGUUCAUACGCAACCGGUUACUCGAUCUCUAGCGGUCAUUUAACGGUAGGGCAAGACCAAGAUGCCUUUGGCGGGGCUUUUGAUACAGACCAGUCUUUUCUUGGCAGCAUGGUGGGAGUGAACAUGUGGUCAAGUGUGCUCACAGAGGACGAGAUAGCUCUCCUAGCCUCGUCCUGGUGUGUUCCGCUAGAGGGGGAUAUAGUUAAAUGGACGGAUAUCUACCCAAAUGACGAAAGCAGCCAGGAGGCGAUAAGAAUAGACUGCACGAAGAAGUGUGCCUAGCCAACUCUUACACAAAACAUUGUACAAAUUUAAUCAAAGUCAAAGCACCGUUUAGUGAUAAGUGACACAGAUAUUUGGAAAAAACUCUAGUAAUUUACGAUUAUUUUAGAAAUGACUGAUUUUUGGCGGCCCACCUCUGGCCACGCACGUAAAAUAGACUUUGAAGUGUGUAUUUGUAUUGUACAAUUGUAUUGUAUUGCAUAAACUGCAUCGCAACUCAUCAUUCAAUAAUUAGAUUGACGUAUCGACCUUUGCAGGAGAGGGGGCUUGUUGAGAAAUCGGCAUCUUUUUCUCAUGCUUCCCCUAUUUUUUUGUUUUUGUGCUCCCCCUCCCCCCCUUCGUCAGGACCACUCUUUCAAUCUUUAACUUAUUAAUAUAAGCCCCCCCCUCUCUCAUCUCCCCACCUUCUGUUACCCAUACAUCUAUCCCUUUUAAAUAAUUAGCGGCCCUUAAGGUGGCUCGUGGGUAUUUAAAUAUAAAUAUAUCCAAUAUUUAAAUAUCCAUAACCCAUGUAACACACCACCUUAUAGAAGACAUCGAAAUAUUGGGGGGGGGGGGGGCACGAUACAGCCACACCCCUACUGGCAUUUCCUUAACAUAAAUAAUAUUCAAAUAAUAUGGUGGGGAGGGGGUUGUACCCCCAGUGCCCCAUCCCCUGCUACGGCCAUGCCACCCUCCAGAAUACGCCAUUCCAGCUAUAAGUUUACGCGUGCAUUACCAUAGAAACCUACCUCAACUACCAGAAUGCAGCGCACGCAUUUUUGAGCUUGCACCAAACGAAGCGCGCGCUGCAUGACGGUAUUUGAGGUAGGUUUCCAUGGUGAGUGCGAGCGCAUAUUUAUAGCUGGAAUGGCCUAUUCCCAAUUUUCCUGUUGGAAGGAACAGUUUAUUUCCGAUCUGUUAUGCAUGAUAUCGAAUUACAAUAAUGUAUGGAAUUAAAAUGAUCACUUCUAACAGCUA